AUGCUUAAUAUGGUUGCAGAAAGAUUUCCUAUUAAAUUAUAUAUCAAAGGUCAGCAUAUUCCUACCAACAUUUCUAUUCAAUAUGAAUCAGCUAUUACACGUUUAAAUCUCAGUAGAACUGUAAGGGAUCAGGUAAUUUUAAGUCGACGUGCAGAUAGAUGUACAGCUAAAGAAGUGAAGCUUAAACUAUUAACUCCAUUUAAUGGUGCAUCAAAAGAACAAUUGGAGCAACAAGAAAAAUGUGGAGUUAAUAUAUGUAGUGAACAAAAAAUUCAACAGUUGAUAGAACGAAAUAGUCAAUAUA
Molecule: messenger RNA, 304 nt
Organism: Racocetra persica
Lineage: Eukaryota; Fungi; Glomeromycota; Glomeromycetes; Diversisporales; Gigasporaceae
Source: the annotation of a GenBank genome assembly